GUUGAUGAAGAAAAAGGCGGAGCAGGAAAUUGGUUUUGAGGCCAAGGAUCGAAUGCGGACCUUAAGCCUGCAGGCAGCUCUGUAAGCAGCUGUGUGCUGCUUGGAAGAGGACCAACAAGAAUCAUGAUGGCCGUUAGCUGUACAGCAAAAGCUUUUGAGGAUUGUGUAUUUUGGUGGAUUCAAUAAAUAAUAAUAAAGAUGGGGCUGAAAACAUAGUUUGUGCACUUGCCCUUGACGUAGUGGAAGCCAUGGGUGGGGGAAAGAUUAAAAGGGGCUGUGUUUGAUCUGCCCCCUGAAAAAAAAAUUCCUCCUUACACCUAGGCUAUUCCUAGCCAAGUAGAAUUAAGAAACUAAUGUUGCCACAGAAUGUAGCUGUGUAAAGUAAGAGCUGCUUAGGCAUAUGGGGUCAGUCUAGUCAAAAUCCACCCCAUCAAAUGAGUUCCUUUGAACUAGAGAUGCUAGUGAAGACACAUCAUCCAGGGCAUAAGAAUUCCGUCAGAGGGUAGCACAGAAAUGCUUCAGGGGCAAGGGUAUGACGUUGGGGGGGAAAGGAAUGACACAGGAUUCACUUGGGACAUUUUAGGCACAGCACAGGAAUUUGCCUGGAAGACCUUGGGAGCAAAACAUCUCAUAAGCCUGAUGAUGGUGAUUGGAAGUCAGUUGGGAAGGGAGCCGAGAGCAUGAGCCUGUUGGGUAAGGGAAGGUAUCUUUGGCUAUGAGGGGGGUACAGCUUAGUAAGGUAGCAUUUGAUGAGAGGUGGAGCAGGUGCACUUUGUGCCACCCAAGGUCCUCUGCAGUUUGGCACCAGGUAAAACUCCUUAAUCAAAGGCCAGGUUUGGGAGGAAGGACAAUCCCGAACAACGUUCUUGGCGUUUUAAUACCCAGAAGAAAGUUGCCUAGUUUGCCUUGACUACAAGAGGACCUGAACAAAGCAUUUACCUAAUGCUGCUUGUGUAGAAAAUAGCUUGCUUACUUGUCAUGAGAAGCCAGGAUUCUUCACUAGGGGUGUUUCAGGUCCUCCUUUAAAAGUCAACCAAGUCAGUCUUGACUUCCCCAGCCUCAAAAUGGAACGUGGGGCCUCUUAAUUGCAGAAUUGUAAAGAGCAUAGACGGCAGUAGGGUAAGAGCCAUGUUGAUUGAUCAUGCAUUAGUAGUGGCAGGAGCACGGUUCUCUCAAAAUGAGAUAGAGAGGAGAGAUUGCUGUAGAAUCCCAAGCUUUUUUCUCUAUAGCUUGGAAUAUUUUGCAGCUUGUUGAAAACUCGGUUCCACAGGAGCACAGCUCCCUGACGAAGCUAUUGUCCUCUGAAUGCCCAUGGAAUUACAGGCUCAGAGCUGAGAUGUGGCUGAAGUUUAUGCCUGGAGUCGGUAGGCUCUUGUGGCUAACAGAGUUAAUGGUGUUUUGCCUAUGCCGUCUUUAAAUUUGAUUCCUUGGAUGACCCUGCCCUGAGUGUUUUAUGUUCUUUUUUUUUACCAAAACAUUUUGCUGGUACAGUAGUGGCUUGCUUUGUGCCUACUGAGUUAUGUAACACCAAAACAUAAAAUUUGUCUCCUUUAUGCAGCAACGUUGGAUUUGAGUGUCUGAUCUUGUUAGAAUCUCGCAAACAACUUGAGAAACCCAUCAUUAUUGAAUGUCCCUGCGUAACCUAACUGCAUUUGUAGGCUGUGAUCUUAAGCAUGCAUUGGAUCUUAAACUGGGAGUCGGAGAGGACUGGUCCAUCGUCGUGUGUGGAAGGUGAUGGCUGUGCCAAGGAUGCUGUGAGCAGAAAUCAUCCAUGCCUUUUGUUUGUUUUUUUUGGCUAAACAUGUGAGACUACAGGAAGACGAGAUGGAGAAUUGGGGGUAACGAAGCGAGAGGAUUGGGCAAAACCCUCAGGAAAACAGCUACAAGCACAUCUCGACUCUUCAGCAAAUUUUGGAGGGCUUUCCACUUGACAACGGACCAUGAGCGAUGAUUUGAUUGCCUGGGAAAACGCGACGACGGAAGGCGUGACGACAGUGCCUGGCGAGGUGAACACCCAGGAUGGGUAUGUCUUGCUCUUGGUGCUUCUCUCCAUCUUCAUCGGGGGCACCCUGGUGCUUCUGUUUGGCAUCCUGAUCGUCUGCCGGCGCUGCUGCGAGACGGAUCGGCGGCACUCCAGAGCCAGUGAUGACCCAGAGAAGACAAACACUACCUAUCUGGACGACUCUCACCCUGCUCAAGAGAUCACCAUCAAAGUGGACGACCCCGACUGCAUGUCCAGCUCCAGUUACCGGGAUGCGGAGAGCGAACGGUUCCUGUCCUCCGGCAGUGCCACGGGGCGACGGGUGUCCUUCAAUGAGGCUGCCCUUUUCGAGCAGAGCAAGAAGACCCAAGAGAAAGGGAGGAGGUACACGCUGACUGAAGGAGACUUUCACCACCUGAAGAACGCCCGCCUCAGUCACCUGCCCUUGCCCCCUUCCGCCACCCUCAAGAUCGUCACCAUCCACGAGUGUGAAUCCAACGAUAACAGCAUUGCCAUGACGCCCCGGCGCCCACCCGCCAAGCCCAGCCUUGCUAUUUUCCAGCCAGUAGGCGGCACCCUGCCCGAGACGGCGUUAACCAGCCACGGAAUGUGCGCCAGCUCAGCAUUACCAGGGGACCCCUUUAACUCCACUGUUGAGGCUGGCUCCUCCAUUUCUUCCGAUUCUGGCGAGGGAGUCUCUUCCGAGAGCACAGCCUGGAACCCAAAGGGCACAGGAGUGGGCAGCACCGCCGCCAGGGAGCCCUCGCCGGGGCCUGCCCAGGGCACCGUCCUUCACUUCUUCACCCGCCUGCGCCGUCACGCCAGCCUGGAGGGCGCCGUCCCCUAUUUCAGGAUCAAGAGGUGGAAGCUGGAGAGCAGCCAGCGAGCCUCUAGCCUGGACACGCGAGGCUCCCCCAAGCGCCAUCAGUUCCAGCGGCAGAGGGCAGCCAGUGAGAGUAUGGACCAGGGAGACCGAGAUGCCCACCAGACCGACAUCAUCCAGUACAUUGCCCGGACGGACGACGUGGCGUUCUGCCCCAUGGGCGGGCCUUUCCUGCCCGCUCCAGCCAGCCCCACCUUAUCCCUCGGCAGGUUAGAACCAUCCGAGCAACCCAGCUCCCCCUCCACUGAGCCCCCAGCUUUGGAACAGCAGCCCACCCCCCUUUAUCAUGACAUCUGGAGCCUCCGAGCAUCGCUGGAGAUGUACGUUUCAUCAGAGCAGAGCAACGAUCGGGACUCGGUGCGCAGCGACGGCGGGGACAGCAUCUCCUCAAGCGGGUUGCCCAACUUCCCUUCUCCUCUGGCAGACGAGGCCGAAGGAGGCGAGGACAAACUGUGGGGCAAACCCAAGCAGGACAGCAUGGACUCGGAGGCUGGAACGCGCAAGCUUUUGCAGAUGGACAGCGGCUACGCCUCCAUUGAAGCUCCCAGUGGGCGUCUUGGCGAGGAACAGACGGCCUCUGAGAAACGUUAUUGCUUCACCAGUGCUGGGCGCAAGGCUACCAUCUUUGAGAGCUUUGAGGGCCAGGAGCCGGAAGAGGAGGAGGAGGAGGAGGAGGAAGAGGAGGAGGAAGGCACAGCGGGUGGUCUGCCACCUGCACAUAGUCCACUGGUUUGGGCCCCGUACGGCCAGCUGUUCCCCACGCGCAAUGCUUUACCCCGCCGGGACUACAGCAUAGAUGAAAAAACUGAUGCUCUCUUCAAUGCUUUUGUCCGUCAUGACCCCCAGUUUGAUGAGUCACCCCUGCGGGUGAAGCAUCGUUCCCGCACCCACCUGCGCAAGCAAUGGCAACGCACCAAGCAGUACAGUGACCCUGGUGUCCGUUAUCCUACGGCCUUGGAGAGGCACCGUACUCCGUUACGGCGGGGUGACAGCGUCAACUACCCACUGGAGGGGCGCUACCACAGCACCCUGCCUCGCAUUAUCAGUGCCGGGGAUGAGGAGGUAACAUCACCAGCAGCUGAAGCCAGUGACAAAAUCCAGGUAAUAGUGGAGGAACCGCCAGAGGAGGCCAAGAUGGCACCUGACCCUUACGGCAGCGGUUGCUUCAAUGGGGGUCAGUGUCCAGGGCUGGGCAACCUUGGCACUGAACUAAUGGACAAGAUCGCUGGGGGGUUGGAGGACAGGUUCUAUGGGCACUUGAAAAAAACAAGAGAGAGUCCAGAGUGCGUCGUGGUUGUGGCCGACGCCUCCCCUGACCACAGCCCGGAGUAGUAGGAGCAGGGUAACACAGUUGAAUCGCGGAUGAGGUAGCCACCUCUCUCUCCUUGCCCCGGUGCUGGCAGUGCCACUGUGGGAUUUGCCAGCCAAACGGGCGUAGGGCACUCUGGGGGUGUGAAAGAUGUGGCACUAUCUCAGAGGGCCGAGAGCAGCUCACUCCACCGGGCGUUGCUGCUCUGACAGGUUCUACGUGGAGGGCCUCGCGUGGCGUGUCUCACGUGGAUGCUCGCCCUCCGCGGUUGGAGGGCGAGGGAGGAAGUCCCGUCCAUGCGGGGAGCCAGAGGGCAGAGUCUGCCGAGGGUUGUGGGGGAAACGCUGGCGAGGCUGCGGCCGUCUGUGCAUCUCCAGCACCCCCAUGCAAUGGUGGGGGAGCAAAUCCCUGGCUUGCUUUCUGCUUGCGAGGGGCCAAGGAGAGGAGGGUCUGGCUGGUGGCGGCCUCAACUCCCUUCUUGUCGGGCGGAGAGGGGUCCUGAGCCUAGCUAGUUCUUCCUUCCCCUUCAAAGUGGGUUUUGCCAAAGCAGGCUCCUCUGUUGCACAGCCCGGAAGUCACGCUUUUUGAAGGGGCUUCAGGAAAGGCCCCAAGACCUAGCGGAGGCCCAACUUUUACCUCACGACACAAAGAGCUGGUUGUAGCAGAUACUCAUGACUCCUUCACCUUCACACACGCUCUCUCUGGUUUUUUUACAAGCAAUACCCUUGUCCUUUCCUCCUCCUCCCGUCUGUCCUUGGGAGUCCACGUGGCGGUAGGUGCUGACGCCUCGCCUUCCGGAUGGGACAACCCCCCUACCCAGGCUUGACUGCUUGGCCUCAAUCGCUCCCCUGCCGGCUUCUUUGAGACAGACUGUCGUUUGCAUGGGACGGGCUAUGGAAGUGUGGAUUCUUUAACCCCUUUGGGGUGGAUGGCUGAGCAUGGAUUACUACAUAGGCUUGUCUUUUUUAAUGUAUGGGGUGGCAGUGGUGGUUUGGGGUGAGGAGAGCUAUUUUUUUGGGGGGGGGGAAUCUCCAGAUUGAGGCUUGCAGUGGGAACGGCAUCUCCCAUCUUUUCCUUUUAGCAGGUCAGCCAUCCAUCUCUCCUGUACCUGCAUCACUUCUCUGUCUCUCUAUAUCUUUACCUUUACCAUCCCUAUUGGGGUCCUCUAAAUUCAUCAGUGAAGGCAUACAGCACUCCCCCUCCUGGAGGGGGGGGAUGAUCUGGCUUUCCUUCUCAUCCCAGAGUCCUUUGUGUAAAGGUACCAAAUUGCGUCACUGAAGAGGAAAAAAUGGGGGAGGGUAAGGCAAGGCUGCUGCCAAACUCCUCAGGUUUCUAGUCCUUAUGGGAAUCUGGAUUAAUAAGUGGAGAAAUAUCCAGUUCCCAGCAUUGUUGUUGGCUCUUCCUGGAUGAGACUGGGCAGGGGGUGAUUGACUUGUGGGCCCUCCCCAUUGUUGGUGGAUUGCAAUUCGCAGCAGCCAGCACAGGUAAGGGUCUGGGAUGAUGGGAGUUGGAACUCUGCACACGUUGCUAGAGUCCUAUCUCACUCCUCUGCCUGAUGGAGAGAAGAGCAGUGAGCCUCUUGGUUUGGGGACAGGAGAAGGCCAGCAGCAGCAAUAGGAGAUGAGCAGUGUUCACCGCUCACACCGUCACCGGGCACAACUGCAAAAACCACUCCCUCUUUCUGCGACACCUUCUUCCGCAAUCUGCCGUUCUCCAAAUAGAUGCAAAGGGGGAUGCAUUAUCUCUUCUCUACCCCCGAAGAAAUUAUUUAUGUCUGAGUUUUACCCCAUCUUUUAAAAAACAUAUAUAUCUAA
This is a messenger RNA of Rhineura floridana, 5987 nucleotides long. RefSeq names its product CACN subunit beta associated regulatory protein (gene CBARP). Gene Ontology annotation, cellular component: plasma membrane; secretory granule. Gene Ontology annotation, molecular function: transmembrane transporter binding. The record is from RefSeq and is a predicted model, not a curated record. The transcript is spliced from 12 exons. NCBI's taxonomy places the organism in Eukaryota, Metazoa, Chordata, Lepidosauria, Squamata, Rhineuridae. Gene Ontology annotation, biological process: negative regulation of calcium ion-dependent exocytosis; negative regulation of voltage-gated calcium channel activity. The coding region runs from base 1941 to 4196 and encodes 751 amino acids.